AUGGAAGUUAUGCGGACACUCCCUCGUGAUGAAUUUGUAUCUCCACUGAGGGUACAUGUCCCUUCCCGGCUGGGAUUCGACAAACGUGGGAAGGAAACUAGCGACCUGUCAAAUGGCUGGCUGCAGAUAGAUGGUUUAACUUCGGGGUGUCUUGGGUCCCGAGAAUACACCACCAAGGAUGGUGGUGUGCAUGACGCCAAAGUCCUCCAAGUGGUGGAACAUCAAAAUAAAGAUACAAUAUUACGGCGAAAGCUAGGCUACAAAUCAUCGCUGGCUCUGGAAGCUGACAUCCACGCCUUCGAGCCCGAAGGCCAUGAUGCACCACCGCCCACAUAUGACGAUGCGCUCAAGGAUCUACCUCCAUAUUACGCCACACUUGCUCCCUUAGCCCAGCGGAAGAAUCUUAUCCAAGACUCUGCGCCCUCACAGACUACAGAUAGGUCAGAGUGUAAAGGUGUAUCGCGACCAUUCGAUUUUGAGGCUACACCGGGCAUUCGAGAACACAAAGCAGGAAAGAAAAAGAAGAAGCCGACGCCGCAACCACAGCGACAGAACACACCGCCGGCUGAAGAAAGUGGUGGUGACAAGCCAGAAGACGGCGGCGGAGAUGAGCAAAACGGUGAUACCGGCGGAAAUGAAGGAGGCGAUUCAGGAGGUGGCGGCAAUGGAGGAGAUGAUAAUGGCCAAGAUGGGAACGGCGACGGUAAUAAUGGAGAAGAUGACGAGUGGGAUGCGUGGAAUACGACAAGCACCAAGAAGACUAAGAAGAAAAAAAAGCAGGAGGAAGAAGAAGAGCAACGGAAGCGGGAAGAAGAGGAACAGCAGGCCAGGGAAGAACAGGAGAGAUUGGCCAAGGAGGAGGCAGAACGGCUGGCCAAGGAAGAGGAGGAGAAGCGGGCUGCCGAAGCUGCCGCCGCUGCCGCCGCUCCCCCCGACCUCAGCUGGGCAGAUGAUACUAAUGCCAACGGUGAUGAUGGCUGGGGUUUUGCCACAACGACUAGCAAGAAAAAGAAGAAGAAAGGCAAGGGCGCCGACCCUAGCCCGCCCGAACCGGCGUCCAACGGGUUCCAAGACGUAAGCUUGAACGACAGCGCGCCGCAACUAGACUUAGGUCUGCCUCCUGCAGCGCCAGGAACGGGCUUCAACUUUGGGAGCUGGGGUCAAGAUUGGGGAUCUGGUGAUAAAUGGGGUCUUAACACCCUGAACGGCAUGAAAGACGACAAGCCAAAAGAGAAUACUAACCCUUGGUCCUUCUCCGGCACCAACGGCAUGUCGAACGCCUCCGUUGGGUUCAGCUUUGGUGCGGAUCUUGGAAGUACCCCGGCUGCCAACGAUGUCCCUCCUGCUCCGGAAGAAAGCAAGCCAGAGGACGACUGGGGAUUUCCCGUGACCAAGAAAGAGAAAAAGAACAAGAAGAAGGGGCUCGAGGAGCCGACGCCCGACCUUCUUGCAGAAGAGCCAAAACCGGAUAACGCCUGGCCGGCUGUUAAAGAGAAUAAGGAGCCGGAAUUUGCUGAUGAUGACUGGGGUUGGGGAGCAACCUCUAUCAAGAAAGAAAAGAAAAAGAAGAAGGCCGACGAGCCUCUUCUUGAGGAGCCUCCCGCCCCCGAACCUGCUGCUGCCGCUGAUCCGCCGCCUGAAGAUGACUGGUCACCGGGCUGGGAUCUCCCAAAGAAGGAGAAGAAGAAGAAGAAGGGCGCGAUCUUUGAGCUGGAGCCGGAGCCUGAACCACAACCUGAUCCCGUGGAGCCGGAGCCUGAACCUGAACCAGUCGUUGAACCUGAGCCCGAACCCGAGCCCGAGAAGCCAGCCUUGGAAUUCCUGGAUAACCCUCUUUAUAAUAACUGGCUCACGCUUAAUUCCAAAGACAGGAAGAAAAGGGAAAAGCAACUUGUCAAGAAAGGCCUCCCUAUCCCUGGUAAAGACUUUGAAUUUCCUGAUCCAGAUGCUGAGCCCCCCAAGGAACCAGAGCCCGAGCCCGAGCCAGUUCAAGAACCUGAGCCAGCUCCUGAGCCAGAGCCAGAGCCGAUAGCUGAACCUGAACCUGAACCUGAACCCGAACCAGUUGUUGAACCAGAGCCCGAAAAGCCCGCCUUUCAAAUCCCAGAUAGCCCUCUGUAUAAUAACUGGCAUACCCUUUCAUCUAAAGACCGGAAGAAGCGUGAAAAAUCGUUGAUCAAGAGCGGACUUCCUAUUCCUGGCAAAGAUUUUGAACUUCCUGAUCCAAAUGCUGAGCCCCCUAAGGAGCCCGAGCCCGAGCCCGAGCCUGAGCUCGAGCCAAUUCAAGAACCGGAGCCAGCUCCUGAACCCGAGCCCGAGCCCGAGCCGAUAGUUGAACCUGAGCCUGAGCCUGAACCUGAACCUGAACCCGAGCCUGAGAUCAAGGCUCCUGAAAUACCAGACAGUCCUCUCUACAACAACUGGCACACACUCUCAUCCAAAGACCGGAAGAAACGUGAGAAAACAUUGAUCAAGAAUGGUCUUCCUAUCCCGGGCAAGGAUUUUGAGCUUCCUGAUCCCAAUGCUGAGCCUCCCAAAGAUCCUGAGCCAGAGCCGGAGCCAGAGCCGGAGCCAGAGCCGGAGCCGGAGCCAGUUCAAGAACCCGAACCCGAGCCUGAACCCGAGCCGGUAAUUGAACCUGAUCCAAUCCCGGAGGCUAAGCCUGAACCUGAGGUUAAAGCUCCUGAGAUACCAGACAGUCCCCUCUACAACAACUGGCACACACUCUCAUCCAAAGA
Molecule: messenger RNA, 2738 nt
Organism: Aspergillus niger
Lineage: Eukaryota; Fungi; Ascomycota; Eurotiomycetes; Eurotiales; Aspergillaceae
Exons: 3
Source: RefSeq, a predicted model, not a curated record